GACACCACUCCACCUAUCCCUAUUGACACCACUCCACAUGUGAACCUCCAUGCAAACCCCCAAAUCCACCAUAAGAUAUAACACAUGUUUCUUCUAAUAACAAACCACGAUGGCAAACCUAACAAUUAUCGCUCUCACCUUAGCCGCCCUUGUAGCCUUCGAUACCGCCCACACAACCAUCAUCACCACCACCAUUGAAGACGAGAACCCGAUCUCCGAACAAAGGCAGUGUAGCCAACGCUUACAGGGACAACGGUUGAACCAGUGUCGCAUGUUCCUCAUGAAGGGCCAGAUUAAUGACGAAGAAUACUUCCCUCAGAUGGCGAAACCGGAGGAAGUCAUCCUGCAGUACUGCUGCCAAGAGCUCCAAAACAUCGAAGAACCGUGCCAAUGUGAGGCGGUUAAGCGGGUGUACCGAGAUGUCAAGCAGCAGCUGCAGCAACAACAGGGACCGCAUUUUGGACCCUUCGGUUUUCAGAAGAUACAAAAGUCGAAGCAGAAGGCUCAGGUGCUCCCUAACCUAUGCAACCUUCAUUCAAAACAAUGCCAAAUUGGAACGAUAGAGGGAAGCAACCGGUUUCGAAUCCCCUUUUAAGGAUAUGCAUGUAUAUGUAUAGGUCGGUCAUGUGUAACCGUGGCUUAAUUAAAUUUUAUCUUUUUUAUAAAAUGACAGAUGAAGUGAGAAAUAGUUUCUUUUAAUUUCAACUGCAUUACGCAAGAGUUGCUUUUUUAAUUGAGAUGUUAUUAUAGUGACACAUCUUUUCCUCCUAUAUGUAAAAGAUAAUAGUACACCGAGUGGCAGAUUUUUAAGGAUG
Helianthus annuus (common sunflower) is the source of this 815-nucleotide messenger RNA. Its product is annotated as 2S seed storage protein-like. Gene Ontology annotation, molecular function: nutrient reservoir activity. The record is from RefSeq and is a predicted model, not a curated record. Lineage: Eukaryota; Viridiplantae; Streptophyta; Magnoliopsida; Asterales; Asteraceae. The transcript has a single exon. Bases 110 to 595 code for a protein of 161 amino acids.